Cryptomeria japonica (Japanese cedar) is the source of this 1404-nucleotide messenger RNA. RefSeq names its product UPF0641 membrane protein PJ4664.05. Gene Ontology annotation, cellular component: membrane; endomembrane system. NCBI's taxonomy places the organism in Eukaryota, Viridiplantae, Streptophyta, Pinopsida, Cupressales, Cupressaceae. The coding region runs from base 645 to 1205 and encodes 186 amino acids. The record is from RefSeq and is a predicted model, not a curated record. The transcript has 8 exons.
UAAGGAAUCGAAUGUACCAGACACCACUUUUCAACUCAUUAAUAAGAAACGCAUUUACUUUCUCCAUCCUUGCUGUGGUGGGUUUCGUUCAUAAAUACGAAAGCAACUACGAGUCAAUGGCCAUGUUAAUUGUUAUAGUUAUUUUGAAUUACAGAUUAUGGUACAGGUCAAUGAGGCUUCAACAUACCGUAAAGUCUCGUUUACAUCAGAGUGGGGGCUGAGAUUUGUUCUACUAAUGUUUUAUGAAUUUUGAAUGAGAUAAGAUAAAGAGAAAUUGUUGAGAGAAGUAGAAGAUAUCAUGGCGGAAUCAGCAACAUCAUCAAUUUCAGUUUUACAUUCGCUCUUCCAUCUUAUCUCCUUUAUUUCGUAUGAAUGUGAAUCCUGUGUUCCUUCUAAUACAUGUUGGCAGUCAAAAUAAGCAUGGCAUAUGCAAAAUACAUUUCAUUUGCCCAGAGAAUGAAGACCCACUUAAAUAUGAUCUAGAAAGCCACAGCAAAGCUAAUGUCUCUUGUUUUUCUUCCUAUUGCAAAUCGUGAUUUUACAAUACAAUCUAUUGCAAUUCCUCCUUGGGGUUUCUAUAUAUAUUCUGUUGGCACUUUGGAAGUGAGGCAGCAACGCUUCCACAAUCACAAGGAUUUGGAUGGAUGUUCAAGUUUUUGACAAUUUGGGGGUUUACCUUUCAGAUGAUAGCCCUUCUUGUCAGCUUUGUUUCUGACCUUUUCCCACAGGCAAAUAGGACAAGUUGUCUUGCUGAUGAUUUAUCAUGUGCAAGUUUUACCAUGGCAAAUGUUAUCACAGUCAUGUUCUGGUGUCUUUUGGCUAUAACUGAGAGCCCAGUGGAUCAAAAUGUACAACAAGGACAGGUCUUUUUGCGAAGACCACCUUUAUGGAUAUCAUUAUGUGUACAUCUAGGAAAUGUGAUUGUGGCUUGGAUUGACAUACUUGUAUCAAAACGUAGAUUUAGUAAGCUCUCUUUACGACUGGCUUUGCUAUUUGGUUUUCUGUACUGCAUAUGGAUACAAACAUGUGCAAUAAAGAACAAGGAAUAUCCAUAUCCAUUUUUGAAUGAACUUCCAGAACCUGAAGGCCUUUUAGGAAUGAUUUUUGUUGGACUUCUCUUAGUUCUUUCAAGCUUCAAAGCCGGUAAAAAGGCAAGCAAUACAUUCAGGGGUGCAUGUUCCGGCAAAGUAGUGAAAUCACAUUAACUUUUUCUUCGGGGUGGUUUAUUCCAAAACACUGGCUGUGAAGGUUGUGUUGUCAAGUGAAUUGUAAAAUUAAAAAAUAUUGUUCUACCCACUUAUUUUCGGUACUGCUUUAAAAAAUAUUGUUCUAGCUACUUAUUUUCAGUAGUGUUUGUUUUUUAUUAUAAAAGUAAUAAAAUAUGGGUGCUGACUCUUAUUUUCA